Molecule: messenger RNA, 1397 nt
Organism: Asterias rubens (European starfish)
Lineage: Eukaryota; Metazoa; Echinodermata; Asteroidea; Forcipulatida; Asteriidae
Product: TLC domain-containing protein 5-like
Exons: 3
Coding region: 219-1040 (273 amino acids)
Cellular component (GO): membrane
Source: RefSeq, a predicted model, not a curated record
UAUGAUUGGUAACAAACCCGCGGGGUCAAGUUGCGAUCGGGUCACGUCCAGGCAGCAGUCGAGUAUGAAAAGUCACGCCUUGUUCAUUCAUACUGUGAUGAUCAACAGAUAAUAAUAUUCUACAAAACAGUCAGUAGUCGUACUACAGUGUGUGACUACUGCCCUGGUCACUGAUGCAUGUUGGGAGAGGAUAAACUUUAAGCUGAAGAGAUUACAGAAUGGAGCUCUCCUCAUCUGCUGUGACAUUCCUCAUCUUGACGUCGUUUGCCUUUUGGUCGUCCCUCUAUGGUCUCUUCUGUUAUUUUAAUCCUCAUCGAUCGUAUGAAUGGAACUGUCGUUUUGUUACGUUGAUACAUGCUGUGACCAUCGUAGUGCUAUCAUAUGUGUUUGGCAUCUACUACAACCCAUGGCCGUUUACACACCCUGGUGGUAAAUCCAGUUUUCAUGAGAUCUGCACUAUGGUGGUAUGCCUCGGUUACUUCUUAUAUGACAUCUGCUGGUGCGUCUGGUUCUUUAAUGCGCAGGACUCCGAAGCUGUCAUCAUGCUUGUUCAUCACCUCAUCACCAUCAUAGGUAUCCUGGCUGCAUUAAUCUAUGGACACUCUGGCACUGAAGUAGGAGCUACCAUCUUUGGAGCAGAGUUGAGUAACCCAUUCCUACAGAUUCGCUGGUUUAUGCGUGAAUCGGGCUUGAAGGAGACUAUACCCUAUGAAAUCAAUGACUUACUAUUUGUAUUAUCUUUUACCAUAUGUCGUAUUGUCAUUGGCACAUAUUUCAUGUACUGCGAGUUGACGCAUCCUUUACCUGCGUUGUUCUUCAAGUUUGGUGCGUUGGCACUCUAUCUUGUGAGUUGGCUUUUAAUGUAUAAUAUAGCAAUUUUCGUCUAUCGUAAGUAUUUCAAAGUACUCAGUAAAUUUUGGCAGGGGACUGUGAAGUCGGACAAAGACAGUCUCGAUAUUUCUGCAAAUAGUUCUGUGCCUGUGAGUCGAAACGCUGAAGAUGUAAGACAUCGAAAUGGUCAUGCCUCUAGCAGUAGAUAAUCAAAAGUACUUUCUAUUAUUUUUUUAAACGUCUUUCUAAUUUUUUAUUUUCUUGCUAGAUUAAAGAAACAUACUGAAUGAAAUCCAUCUAUUAAUUUCUUUAUUGGGGGGGGGGGGUUGGUCUUGGAAGCGCGUUUUAAAUCCUUAGUUUUCACUAUAACUGUACCUUGGCUACUUCUUGCAAGACAUCUGCUGAUGUCUCAAUAUUUUAUGUAGAACUUUAUCUCAAAGCACUCACUGUUUGUAGAAACUGUUUUUGAAUGUAAAUGUGUACGAGAAGGUGCAGCCAUAAGCCCCUUUCACACUAGAGCCAUUAACAAGGGCCCCUUGCUAAAUUGUACCCUGUGUGAAAGGACA